Molecule: messenger RNA, 3298 nt
Organism: Sceloporus undulatus (fence lizard)
Lineage: Eukaryota; Metazoa; Chordata; Lepidosauria; Squamata; Phrynosomatidae
Gene: CRACR2B
Product: calcium release activated channel regulator 2B
Molecular function (GO): calcium ion binding; GTP binding; GTPase activity
Source: RefSeq, a predicted model, not a curated record
GGCGGGAAAAAGGAUCCCCAAAGGCUGGGCAGUGUGUGGGAGGGAGUCUGCCUGCUCUGACCCGCCCUCAACUCCUCGUCCUUCUUGGGGCUUCAGAGCCAGCCCUGGGCGGCUGGGAAGAGCAAGAGGCGGGAGCCUGCCUGCCUGCCUCUCUCUCGGGCGCAGUUUCCCUGCUGGCCCCUGACUGGCCUGGGAGCUCUUUCCAGUGGCCCUCCUUGGCCCCCGGGACAGGGUUCCCCAGCCCCACAGCAAGGAGGGCCCCAAGGAGAAGCCCCCUCCCGGGUCUGCAAGGAGGAGGAGGAAGAGAAGAGUGCUCCCUCGGGGGGGGGGGUUUGGAGGGGUCCUUCUUCAGCUGGAGGAGGAGGAGGAGGAGGACCCUUCCCAUUCCUCCCCCUCUUCCUCUUGUCCCGGUAUCCUUCCUGCCAGUUCAGACGGAGGGCUACUUCACUUGCGCGCCUCCCAGGCGGAUCACAAAAGGAGGCAGCGUUGCUGCUCCAAGGCUUCCAAGAGUGGCCUGAGCCAUGGAAACUUGGCAGAGGAAGCUUUUCCUGGUAUAGAAGGCAGAAGCGGUGAGAAACGUGUCACUUGUUCGGCUUGCCCAGUGUUUGUUUGGCUGCUCCAAAAGGUGAAACAGCAGAAGCAGCUAGAUGCAUUCCAGCCCCACUGAGGAAAAAGUUGUGAAGCAAUGGAAAGACCUAAGCAAAAUGAACUCUUUGAAGCAGCCACUCAAGAAGACAAGGAAGAGGAUGGAACCAUCUCUGGUCCCUCAUCACCUCCUGUGUUCUUGAACAAUAUGGAAGACCUGCAUGUGGAGAUGCUGGAGAAGGCCAGGGAGCUCUUCCGGCUCUGUGACAAAGAGGAGAAGGGCUUCAUUACCAAAGCUGACAUGCAACGGCUACAGAGUGAACUGCCCCUCACCACUGAACAGCUAGAGGCUGUUUUUGAUAGCCUAGAGCAAGAUAAUAAUGGUUAUCUCACCCCAGUUGAAUUCAGCAUGGGACUAGGGAAGUUCAUUGGAAUUGAGCAGUACCAAAGCUCUGAAAUCACCAGGCAUGAGGAGACAUUUGAAUCUGGUUGGUCAGAUGACUUGGACCAGACUGAUGAGGAGGAAAAAAGAUUUUUCUCCUUUCUGGAGCAACUUGAAGCAUCUCAGGUCUUUGAAGAUCAGUGUGAGAUCCAGGAGCUUUGGACUCGACUCCGGAAAGAACAACCAGAGCUCUUGGCCAGUUUUGAAGAAUUUCUCUUCCGCAUUUCCUCAUACCUCAGGGAUGUACAACAGGAAAAGGAGUCUGUGGAGCUGGCAUUAAAACGACGGGAGACAGACCAUGACAGAGAAAUCAGGUGCCUCUACGAAGAAAUGGAGCAGCAAAUUAAGGCAGAAAGGGAACAGCUGCUCUGCCAGGUAAACUCCUUCCCCAGCUUUUGGACUAUAACUCCUGCGUUGGAGGCUGCUUCCCCACAUGUUGGAUCACUAUUGCAGUUUUUGCAAGAGCUCUAGGGACCUGAUUCUGUGGAGGUCACUGGAAGGAAGAAAAUAAACAUUAUUAUCUGUUCUUUGCAGGAAUCCACAAGGCAGGACAAGAGCAGCCUGCUUCAGAAGGAGCUGCGGAACAAAGAACAAGAAUUUGAAAAAAUGCUCUAUCAUCAGAAAAAGCUGGAACUUCAGUUACAGUCUCAGAACUCUGAGCAUCUGGAGAUGAGGGUGCAAAAUGAGAGGCUACAGAUUCUGAACGAAAACCUCCUGGACCAGCUGGAGAGAAACAAGUGGGAGCUGGAGGUAGCCCAAGGUCACCUUCAGCAGCUACAGAAAGAAGCCCAGCUAGAGCAGGAGCAGAAGAACAGGGAUGUAUUUAGAGUCUCUAAAAAUAUGCAGAAAGAAAAACAAAGCCUCCUGAGACAACUGGAGCUUCUUAGGGAGAUGAACAAGAAGCUGAGAGAUGAAAGGGAUGCCUUUGAAGCCAAGAAGCUGGCAGCGGUCGAGAGGAAGAAAUCCCUGUUGAAGAAAGGGUCAGUGAUAGGCAAAUACCUAGAGGAGGAGAAGCCAGUCAAACGUCAGCUUUUUCCUGGAGAUUUUCCCAUUGUCCUGCCAGAAGAUAUUACCGUGGAAGAACCUACCAAGAAAAAUGUAUUCUUCCUGACCCACAUGGCCAAUUUGAAGGCUGGAAGAGGAGCUAAUCCAUUGAUGGAAAAAUGUCCAGCCCCUAGGAAAACAACAGAAAAGCAGACCUGCAAAAACAAUGGGAUACCAAGGUCUCUGAAAAGCAAUAUAAACAAGCAAGAGAUAGGGCAUGAGCCCACAACCUCUUUUGUUCCCAAGAGGGCAGCUGUUGGCAAUGAAACUGAGAGAUUUGAACUCACUGGAUCUUCUCCUGACCGUGUCUUCAAGGUGGUAUUUCUUGGUAAUUCCGGGGUUGGGAAGAGCUCCUUCAUCCACCGCUUCUGCUACAACAGAUUCUUGACUGAGAUCAGCUCCACCAUUGGCAUUGAUUACCGGGUGAAGAGUUUGAUGGUUGACAACAUGGAGGUGGUUUUGCAGUUAUGGGAUACAGCUGGGCAGGAAAGAUUCCGGAGUAUCACCAAGCAGUAUUUUCGAAGAGUGGAUGGCAUCCUGGUCAUGUAUGACAUCACAGCUGAAUGCACCUUUGCUGCUGUCCAGAACUGGAUGACAUGUGUCCAGGAUGGAAUUGAAGAUGGUGCAGUGAUAUUUCUACUUGGAAACAAAAUUGAUACAGUGGACAAACGUAAACCCAAAGUACCCAGAACUGCAGGAGAAAGGCUAGCAAAGGAAUAUAAGGCUGUUUUCUACGAGUGCAGUGCAAUGAGUGGCUAUAAUAUUCUGGAGCCCAUGCUGCAUAUGGCAAGACUCCUAACAGCGCAUGAGGACAAACAGAAAGAGUGGGCAGUGCACCUGCAGGAACACAACCAUGAAAAGGGAUGCUGUUUGUAACAGACCUUCAUUCAAGAACACAUCAGAAAAUGUAUGAGUUGGAGAGACAGAAUGAGCUUUUUCUGAGCAAGAUAUAGAUAGAUGUUACUGGCAGUGUUGGAACUGCUGGAAGAUUAACUUUGUUUUUCUUAGAAAAAACUGACAUGACAUCAUUUGUAGCUGCCAGUCACCCACAUAUUGUUCAUGUUGCUUCAGGACUUGGUCUGAGUUACGGCUCAGGGAUGUAGCAUUUAUUAGCUUGUUUAUAAAACUGUACAGGUUCAUUUUACCAGUUUGUACAAACGUACUUAGAAACACCAGGAAAAAUAUGUGUAUAAAUAAUUACAUUGGAUCCAUUUAAGUAUAAAUAGA